AAGCCCCCCGCCUCCAUUUCUUCAUUUCAUCUUCUUCCUUUUUAUUCUUUCGAUUGCUUCAAUGGCUUCCUUAAUGUCCCCUUCUGUUUCUCUGCCCGGCGUGCAAAGAUCCGGUAAUGGGCAGCAGCCAUUGUUGAAUCCAUCGAUGAUGACGAGCUUUCAACAGAAGAAAAGAGAAAAUGGGUUCUUUAUAUCUGCAUCUUCCAAUAGCAACAUGGUUUUGUCUGGAGUUGUUUUCAAUCCGUUUGAGGAGGUUAAGAAGGAAGUACUCGCCAUUCCUGUCUCUCCCCAACAUUCCCUAGCCCGACAGAAAUUCGUUGAUGAUUGCGAAUCCGCCCUUAACGAGCAGAUCAAUGUUGAAUACAACGUGUCGUAUGUAUACCAUGCCCUGUAUGCUUACUUCGACAGGGAUAACGUCGCUCUUAAGGGCCUGGCCAAAUUUUUCAAGGAAGCAAGUGAGGAGGAAAGAGAACACGCUGAGAAGUUUAUGGAAUACCAGAACAUUCGUGGAGGAAGAGUGAAGCUGCAUACCAUAUUGACUCCACCUUCUGAGUUUGAUCAUGUUGAUAAGGGAGAUGCUCUGUAUGCAAUGGAGCUGGCUCUGUCUUUGGAGAAGUUGACGAAUGAGAAGCUUCUGAAACUUCAUACUAUUGCUUGUGAGAAUAACGAUGCCCAGAUGGCAGAUUUCAUUGAGAGUGGAUUCUUAGGAGAACAGGUUGAAGCCAUUAAGAAGAUUUCAACUUAUGUUGCUCAACUCAGAUUGGUUGGCAAAGGACAUGGAGUUUGGCACUUUGAUCAGAUGCUACUCAAUGGAGCCAAUUAAGAGUGGGGAUUAUUAAGGAACAAGAGUAAUCCAAAUAAGACAUUUUUAUUUUAUUUUUGGUUUGUUAUAGAGUAAUCUGAUCAUUUUAAUGCUCUAAUGCAUCAAGCUGUAAGCUUUAGUUCUUGGGUGUUUGUGGGUUGGCUUAGAAUGUCUCUUAAAGUGUCAGUUUCAGAGGUAGUUGUAUUUUAAUAUAAUCCUUUGAUAUGCAAUAAUUUUAUGGAGAUGCUGAUGAUGAUAUACUGGUUUAAAUCA
Molecule: messenger RNA, 1075 nt
Organism: Impatiens glandulifera
Lineage: Eukaryota; Viridiplantae; Streptophyta; Magnoliopsida; Ericales; Balsaminaceae
Product: ferritin-1, chloroplastic-like
Exons: 7
Coding region: 62-823 (253 amino acids)
Biological process (GO): intracellular iron ion homeostasis; iron ion transport
Cellular component (GO): cytoplasm
Molecular function (GO): ferrous iron binding; ferric iron binding
Source: RefSeq, a predicted model, not a curated record